Messenger RNA from Aspergillus japonicus CBS 114.51, 2477 nucleotides. Its product is annotated as Golgi transport complex subunit COG3. The record is from RefSeq and is a predicted model, not a curated record. NCBI's taxonomy places the organism in Eukaryota, Fungi, Ascomycota, Eurotiomycetes, Eurotiales, Aspergillaceae. Gene Ontology annotation, cellular component: cis-Golgi network; membrane; COG complex. The transcript is spliced from 4 exons. Bases 1 to 2454 code for a protein of 817 amino acids. Gene Ontology annotation, biological process: Golgi organization; autophagy; intra-Golgi vesicle-mediated transport.
AUGCGCCAACAAGCUGCGGGUCAGCGAAGUCGUCGCCAGACUGCCCCGUCUGGACCGCCGGUAGAUAUCAAGGCCAAGGUGAUUGACGAGCAUGAAACCAUUCCGGAUGGCCUGGAAUCUUUCACCGACAUCAAAAAUGAGCUGGAGUUUGCGCAAUGGUAUAACGAUGUUGAGGAUAAUUUGCUUGAGGCCAGCUACGAUGAGUAUCAAGCAUGUUUACAGGAGCUUCAACUGUCCAAGUCCCAUCUAGAUGCCUUAUUAUCGGAUACAUCUUCGACCCUAAACCUUCUCACCAACCUGUCCAAUGACUUCAAGGCUGUGGAGUCGCAGACGUCCAAUUUCCAGAAGCAGUGUGAAGGGCUUCUCUCCGCGCAGAAGCACGACCUAGAACUAGCUACGGAUAUUCAGGAUAAUCUGCAGUACUAUGAAUUUCUCGAUCCGGCUUCGAGGCGGCUUAAUGCUCCGGGUGCUGGAAAUACUGUGCGCGGGCAAGAGUUCUCGGAUAUGCUCAGACGGCUCGACGAAUGCUUGGACUACAUGGAGGUACAUACCGACCAAAAAGAGGCCAGCGUGUACCGCUCCAGGUAUCGGCUCCUGAUGACUCGAGCCCUUACUCUCAUUCGAACACACUUUGUCACUUCUCUACGCGAUAUCUACGCCGAUGCCUCCAAGAAGAUUGCCGACAAACAGCUCAAUGAGACAACCAUGUCCACCCUACUAUAUGCGAAAUUCCGGGUCGGCGCACCGGAGCUGAAACAGAUUGGCCUCGAGAUCCAGAAACGCGCCGUGCCUCCGUUGGAUCCCGACCAAGGCACGGAGGCCGAGUACCAGAGCCUUCUCAACGAUCUUCACGCCAACUACGCUGCGACUCGCGGGAAAUUGAUGAUCCCGCUGGUCCGCAAAAAUCUCAGCGACAUCGCGCAGUCACCUACCUCGUCACAGGAUCUGGUUUCUUUCGCUCGUGCGAGCAUUAGCUACAUUCGCGGGGUCUGCUUGGACGAAUUCGAAUUAUGGGGGGAGUGGUUCCAUGGUCAGGGUGGGCUCUACGACUUCCUCGAAACCAUCUGUGAACCUUUGUAUGAUCACCUCCAGCCCAGGAUCAUUCACGAGGACAAGAUAGUCAAGCUUUGCCAGCUUUGCACGCUGCUACAGACCCGAUACCUAUUCGAUCAGGAUGAGGAGAUAGAACAGCCCCUGGACGCCAAUCAGCUCGACUUCACCACUCUGAUUCAACCUGCUCUGGAAGACGUUCAGACUCGCCUCGUCUUCCGGGCUCAAGCUUUUCUCCGCGAUGAGAUUGAACGGUACAAGCCCCGUCCCGAAGACCUGGAUUACCCGGCACGCAACCGGCAAUUCUCGAUCUCGGUCACGGAGGGCCAGAUCUCCGGCCGCAAGAUUGCUUCCGAGCCCAUUGUCAACAUCCAAAAGUCCGCAAAACAAACCGAAGAUAGCACAGACGCAGACCCCGAUGCGAAGUGGGAUCUUGAGACUCCAAAUGCCUUUAGUGGGUGGUAUCCAACCCUUCGUAAAGCCAUUUGGUUACUGAGCCGCAUUUACCGGCUUGUCAACUCGACCGUCUUUGACGAUCUCGCCCAUCAAAUCGUCCACCAAACCACCCUCUCCCUCCACCAUGCCAGCACUCUCAUUCCCCCCUCAACCACUACAAGCAAUCCCAAAUCCGCAACGCCUACUCCCCCAACUCGUCUGGAAACCCACCGCCAACUCUUCCUAAUGAGCCAUCUCCUCAUCCUUAAACAACAAAUCGUCGCCUUCGACAUCGAGUAUGUCGCCCCAGAAACCUCUUUGGACUUCUCUGGUCUCACGCACACCUUCUGGGAGCUCCGGGAAGAGCGCGGCGGCCUCUUCAACCCGCGCAACCUCGUCCGCCUGGUCGGCCAUGGUCUCCUGCCCCGCGUGGUCGAGAAUAUGUUAGACGCGAAAGUCGAACUGGAUGGCCGUCUCCGGACCGUGAUCAACGACUUUAUCAAUGGGUUUGCCAGCACAAUGACCGCAUCACUGCCCGCGAAGUUCGUGGCCACCGCCACCGCGCAGAGACAGGCGGCGGAGGAGUGGAUCUAUCCAACGUGUCGGAACAUCGAGACUGAGGUGCUGGGACUGAGGCGCGUCUUGGGGGAGUACCUGGAUGAUCUGCGGAUGCGGGAGACGUUGGUCGGGGCGGUUCAAGAUCGGGUAAUCCAGAUUUACGAGGAGUUUUGGGAGCGCUUUGUCGCCGAGGAGAGACGAAGCGGAUCGAUGGCUGGAGGAGUGAGAGGGAAGGGGAAGGGGAAGGGACGUGAGGACGAUGUCUGGGAUGUGGAUACGUUUGCGGAGUGGUGUGAGGGCGUCUUUCGAGUGGGCAUCUCGGGGGUAAAUGAUGACGAUGAUGCUGUUGGUGACGGUGAUGGAAAUGCUUCGAGUCGGACAGGGAGCCUGGGCUCACUGCAGAAUCAAUAGUCGGAGGGGCAGAUGAAGUUGUA